AUGGAUUACAACCUCUCGGCGGAGGAGAUAGAGGCCUUCCACUCGAUACACGAACGGCUAUUGUCAUACAUGGUGGAAAAAGAUGCUUAUGAUCGCAUCGCAACCUUAGAGGUCGUUAAUGAAGAACUUUCUGACCCGGAGUGCGAAGAUGAAGUCAGCAUUCAACUUGCCCCGGCAGCGCUGGACGAUACACCUCCUAAAGUUAGAGACCAUACUGAGAGGGUUAAUCUGGGAACAGUGAGCGAGCCUAUGGAGAACGCUAGUGCGACGAAUCAGAGAGCCAUGAACUUGAUAUUCCAUGACAUACUGGGAAAGGUUUUAGAGGUGUACAUCGAUGACGUGGUGGUCAAGUCUCAGAAAAAGGGGGACCACAUCGCGGAUCUCAAGAAAGUAUUUGAGCGCAUGCGAUGCCAUAGACUCAAGAUGAACCAGGCCAAAUGCGUGUUUGGGGUCCAGGCAAGAGACUUCCUGGGGUUCAUAGUUCAUCAGCGAGGAAUUGAGGUCCCCGAAGACAAGGCGAGCGCAGUCAUUAACGCAUCUCCCCCGCGAACGAAGAAGGACUUACAGCGUUUGUUGGGUAAAAUCCAACCUUUCUCGCCGUUGCUGAGGUUACAAGGGCAGAAUGAGUUUGUGUGGGAGCCUAAACAUCAUGAGGCUUUCGACAGUAUCAAGGCCUACUUGGCAAGCUCGCCAGUCCUGGUUCCACCCAGAGCUGGGAUCCCAUUAAAGCUAUACAUUUCAGCAGCUGAGGCCUCCAUUGGCAGCUUGCUCGCUCAGGAUGAUGAGGGAGGUAUCAAGCAUGCUAUAUUUUACCUCAGCCGGACAUUGACAGAUUGUGAGACGAGGUACACCCCGAUGGAGAAGCUGUGCCUAACUCUGUAUUUUUCAGCGUGCAAGUUGCGGCACUACAUGUUAUCCUUUACUACCUGCAUCAUCGCUCAAACUGAUUUGGUCAAAUACAUGUUGUCACGGCCUAUCUUGAGAGGUCGCAUUGGCAAAUGGGUAUUGGCUCUCUCAGAAUUUUCGCUCCAAUAUGUACCUCAGAAAGCUGUCAAGGGGCAGGCCAUCGCGGAUUUUCUCGCACAUCAUCCUACGUUAGAGAUACCCGCACUAAAGGAAUUAGAGAUAGCGUCCACCACUACGACUCGACCAGAUUUGGCGCGCAUCCCUGAGUAUGCUGUUUGGUACCAAGCCACAGUCUCAUUGCAACCUUGGGUAUUGUUCUUUGAUGGCUUAAGAACUGACACACUGGGUGGUGCAGGGAUUGUUUUGGAAAACCCAACCGGUGACCAUUUCUCUUAUUCUUUCCAACUAGAGUUCCAAUGUACUAAUAAUCAGGCCGAAUAUGAGGCUCUUAUUAUCAGACUCGAGGUCUUAUUGGAAAUGGGCGUAAAGGACGUUCAGAUUCGCGGUGAUUCUCAGCUCGUUAUAAACCAACUCCAGGAAAAGUAUCGAUGUGCAAGUUGGUUGCUUGUACCAUAUCUGAAUAGCGCCAUCGAGCUUCUGGACCAAUUUGAUGACAUCGAUCUGGAGCAUAUACCCCGCGAGCGCAACUUUGCAGCUAAUGAGCUCGCUCAGCUUGCCACAGGCAUCACAUUGAAGUAUGGAGUGCGCGAAAGCAUUUUGAAAGUUGAGCGUCGUACAUUACCUUCAUGGCUUGCACGGCCUGAUCCACCAGAUGAUCCCGUGGUCGCGGUGCUAGAACCUAUCGAUGUGGAUUGGCGAAUCCCGCUGAUUGAGUACCUCAAACAACCAGACUCAAGAGCUGACAGGAAGAUUCAUUUUCUCGUGCUAAAUUACUUCCUUAGAGGUGAUGAGUUGCGGCGACGUGGGGAGGAUGGUAUAGACUUUCGGUGUGUCUAUGGCCGCGAAGCUAAACGAUUAAUGCGCGAAGUACACACUGGGAUAUGUGGGGCUCAUCAAGCGGGACCUAAGAUGCGCUGGCUUUGA
This is a messenger RNA of Rosa chinensis, 1950 nucleotides long. RefSeq lists its product as uncharacterized. The transcript is spliced from 3 exons. Gene Ontology annotation, molecular function: RNA-DNA hybrid ribonuclease activity; nucleic acid binding. Bases 1 to 1950 code for a protein of 649 amino acids. NCBI's taxonomy places the organism in Eukaryota, Viridiplantae, Streptophyta, Magnoliopsida, Rosales, Rosaceae. The record is from RefSeq and is a predicted model, not a curated record.